Messenger RNA from Exophiala xenobiotica, 1990 nucleotides. RefSeq lists its product as uncharacterized. The transcript has a single exon. Lineage: Eukaryota; Fungi; Ascomycota; Eurotiomycetes; Chaetothyriales; Herpotrichiellaceae. Bases 178 to 1962 code for a protein of 594 amino acids. The record is from RefSeq and is a predicted model, not a curated record.
CCUGGAUUUGCGCCAGGCGAAUAGUGCACGGCGAAAUCACAGCUUCACGAGCAGGCUCUCGGGGUCUAUCUUGACCAUGUACCAAGGUCUGGUGCAGUGCGAGAGUACUAACUGGAGACCUCCUUGACAAUCAGGACAGCCGCCGUAAAGGUCUAUGUAGGCUGAGGGUUGUGAAAAAUGGCAUCUGCUACAGACAUAAUCACCUAUAUCGGUGUCCCACUCGCAGUCCUGGGCGUCCUGCCGAUUCUCUACACUUUUGUGCUCGCAAUACUUACGCAACGACGUAUCCGUACUUCACUACUCCAUCAUGGACACAGACCGGUCAGCCGGACACGUCCUAAUGAAGGCUUCACGAUUCGAAGUUCUCCCAUGACCAGCCUUAUCGAGGUCGAACUACCUAGAUAUACCAUUGCACCUUUGGAGCGGCAUAACGAUGAGUACUGGAAAACCACGAGCGAGGGUCAGGACGAAGAGGAACACCACAGAUUACUGGGUCGGACAGAGACUACCUUGAGCAUGGUCGAGGAAGGUCGUGUCCGAGGAUUCCUGCGGGGUGGUAGCUGGAGAGCUUUCCGCUGGAAGAAAUUGAUUGUAGGCAGGAAACUGUAUAGGAUACAAUACGAAGAUGAACUUCGAGAACCACCCGCCGAGGUUGACUUUUCUGAACUCGUCCACUUUUUACUUGAUUGGGGUGCGGUUCCAGAUGCGAUGGGCUGGGAGAAGCUGAAGUCAGGCGGACUAUGGACACCAGCUGGAACAAUACUAUUGAGCAAGCCUGGAGACGAAGACAAAUCAGAGAAGCAUACAGAUUGGGUGUUGAGAACAAGCAUGCCCGACGAGAGUGAUGGCAUACUGAGCCUCACCAUCAGGUGGGCCAAAGACAUGACAACAGUUGCAGACACAAGAGGUGUCUCAAGUCUUCCGCCAGGCUGGGGCCGGCUUUGUCAACCGAACGUGCUCGAGGCCAACGACAAGCUGAAAGAAGAGACACGAGACCUGCCAACACGAAUUGAAGAGAUGAAAGGAGCGAACAAAUACAGCACCGACAGCUCAAGUCUACGCUUUCGAGCCGAGGACAAUCGCGUUCAGAGACUCUAUUGGGAACAAAAGAAUAUCGAGACUGGGUUUAUCUGCGAACCGUUCAAGACGUACGAACAGUCUACAGCGGCACUGUGGUUCACAUGCGCCGCUUCAUCACUUCUUUCGCGCAGGCAAACGAACGGCGGACUUUGGACGUUCGAUCUUCCUCCAGAAGUCUGUACUUUCGUCCGCAAAGAUUCCAUGCCUUGUGGCGUCAUGGUAAUCCUGGGAUUAUUAGCUGAAACCGAUGCGCCGCAAUGGUCAUCAGAGACCGAAGGCUCAAGACGCGAUGAAUCAAUGAAUUUGUCAAAUCGACACUUCCAGCGCUUUCAAGCUCGACAGGCUGCAGAAAAACUCGAAGCCAUCAUGCCUCCCGAGCAAGCCAGGAUGCACAAAAUGAAUCGUGAAGCCGCAGCACGACAACAGCAAAUCAAUGAUAUGAAUGAGUCCUUCAAGAUGCGCGAGGAGCGCACAGAACGAAGGAUGCGAGAAGCCAUCACUAGUCCUUGCAUGAGCAUCAAAGCGGUUUCUGAAGCCUGUCUAGCCUGGCUGAUCGAGCAGGGUGAGGUAGGCCGGGAAUGGACGGUUGAUCAAUUGGUCGAGGCAGUCUUGUAUUUGCUCGUUGUCGAUCAGAGUCAAAGUGAAGAGGGCGAAGCAAGGAAAGUGACAAGAAUCCUCGACGAGUGGAUGUCAUGGGCCAGAGCGGGUGGAAUGAAGAAACAGCAGGUCAAUCUGCUGGCGGACAAUAAGACGGCUUUCUGCUUCGCUGCGGCUCUGGUCGCUGUAGUGAGUGAAUCGACAAAUUCGGAUACUGGGCAUGGCAAGGCUGGUGUAGAUAUGCUUGAGUGUCUAAGACUAUGGCGGAAGGUUCGCUUGGGGUAGUCAGGUUUAUCAAUGUAUAGAAAGAGAC